AUGUACCAAGAUGUGAUGUGUUCCACAGAUACAGCUUUGAACAACACUUCUAGGAGUGGGUUCCCACCCCAGAAUGCCGAGUCUCUUCUCUCCAUUCCAGAUUCAGCGGUAAUGGGCCUGUUGAAGGCUUGGGCUCUACGCCCACAGUGGACAAUCUGGCUCCGGCAGUGGUUGUUGGACGCGGCUGUCUCCACCGGUUUGACUACACGCGUGCGCAUUUCAGACAAGGCCGAGGAUCACAUCCCAUGCCUUACCUAA
Messenger RNA from Echinostoma caproni, 258 nucleotides. The record is from the annotation of a GenBank genome assembly. Lineage: Eukaryota; Metazoa; Platyhelminthes; Trematoda; Plagiorchiida; Echinostomatidae.